Bipolaris sorokiniana ND90Pr is the source of this 1644-nucleotide messenger RNA. RefSeq lists its product as uncharacterized. Gene Ontology annotation, cellular component: membrane. The transcript has 6 exons. Gene Ontology annotation, biological process: proteasome assembly. The coding region runs from base 1 to 1644 and encodes 547 amino acids. NCBI's taxonomy places the organism in Eukaryota, Fungi, Ascomycota, Dothideomycetes, Pleosporales, Pleosporaceae. The record is from RefSeq and is a predicted model, not a curated record.
AUGAAGCCCAUGAUAGCCAUCCCUGGAAUAGCUGCGCUCAUCUAUAGAGCGUGGUCGCGGAACUCGCUGACUCCUGUCGGCAUCUUCGCAGCAUUUGUGACAGCUGUCAUUCAUACCUUGCAUCCUUGGAGCGUUUUCACAUUGCUUCUUGCCGUCUUCUUCUUAGCCGGGAGUUCCGUCACGAAAGUCAAGCAUGACAUUAAAGCAAAGCUUACUCAGUCCGCAACGGGUGCAUCUGGUGGAGAAGGUGCGCGCAAUCAUAUCCAAGUGGUCGCAAACUCUGGUAUAGCAUCGGUUUUAAUACUGCUCCACCUCUGGCAGCUAAGGAAGGAUGGACGAUAUGAAGAUGAGGGUCUCUGCUGGACUGGAAAUAGUGAUGUAUUGGUAACAGGCAUCGUAGCAAACUACGCCGCAGUCGCUGCAGACACCUUUUCAUCUGAACUUGGAAUCUUGUCGAAAUCCAAGCCACGCCUGAUAACCGCUCCAUGGCGUAUCGUCCCGCCUGGCACAAAUGGCGGGGUGACCACGACGGGUCUUGGUGCAGGAGUACUCGGCGCACUGAUAAUCUCACUCAGUUCUACGAUGUUCAUGCCGUUUUGCAAAGACUGGAGCUUUGUUGAAAAGACAAAGUAUACUCUUGCAUUGACAGCAGCUGGCUUUAGUGGAACACUCCUUGAUUCUCUUCUAGGAGCUCUCUUUCAGGCUAGCGUGGUUGACGUACACUCGGGCAAGGUUGUUGAAGGUGAGGGAGGAAGAAAGGUGCUUGUACACAGCAAUGUUAGUCGUCGAUCGGAGGGCAAGGAUGGCAUUACUAAGGUCAGCGGUACGGACGCGGCAGCAUCGAUCAAGGCUUCGAAAGCAAUGUUGAAAGCCGGAGCAAGUGGAACGGCCGUUACAGACCCACAGCAUGAGAGUAGGAAGAUUGAGGUUGGGAGUGAUUUGUUGGACAAUAAUGCUGUCAACAUGCUCAUGGCAGGCCUGGUGAGCUUAGGAGCCAUGUUGACUGCCAGGGCUAUUCGAUGUAGCAUCAAACCUCGAGCAUUUGGGCCAGUUGCCAAGGCGCUAGCGAAGCACGUCACUCCAGUCCGACGACUUGAACAACCGAAUUCAACGAGUUCGAUACAUCGAUUGGCCGUAUAUAACUCUCACAAACCCCGCGCGCCACCGAGAUUCAAAAUGUCUCUCCGCUUCGUCCCCAGCAAGGCGCACCCUGCGCAAACUACGCUUGAAACCUCUGCGCCUUCGGCUCCCGGCGUCCACGAUACCCUUCGAUCUCGCCUUGGCCACACAUCGGUAGCACCUACCGCUUCGUCAUCAUCGACAGCACCAGUUGCUCUGCAGUCUGCCCAUCCGCUCGAGGCCCGUCUUGUCCAGUGGCGCGAUACCCAAGACCGUCUGAAGAUGGAGAUGCUGAGGCGGCAGUUUGGCAUUGCAGAGCCCGUGCGUAGGGGUAUGGAGCUGAAGAUUGCUGAAGCGGGGGAGUGGAGACCAUUAGCACUGGGUGGAAGCAGCGGUGUUCACAAAGAUAUUCUCCAGGGACGGGAUUGUGAGAUUGGCUGGGAGGAUAUAUUCACUAGCAACGAGCUGCGGGAAGCACCAGACUUCCACACGGAGAUUGAGAAGAAGAUGAAGAUGAACUGGUAG